CCCCCCCCGCUUUUGCUCACGCGAUUCAAGCAGAGAAAGAGACAGAACGGGCGAUGUCAAUGUGGCACUUCUCCCGCUUCCUUCUCCACGCUGCCACCACAACCGCAGUGUCUGCCUCCGCGUCCGCUUCGUCACGGCGGUGUCGGUGUUAGGGAAGCUCUAGCGGUGCCGGUAUGCUUUGCUCCCAGCGGCUGUGGAGCCUACGACGGUGCCGGGAAGGAUGGUGAGGUAGAGGUGAUAGCGAAGGAGGCGAAGCAGCUGAUGCGGCUGGCGAACAUGCAAGGCCUAGGGACGGCGAAGUGAGGAGGCCGCUGCCGAUGGUCCACUCCCGCUCCUUGCAAACGGCCGAAGAGAAGAGCAACGGGAAAAAAGAGAAAGAAAGAGAAAAGUGAGAGAGAGGGAGGAGGAAGAAGAGGAGAGAGGAUGAUAUGUGGGCCCCACAUGUAAAUGGGUCCCACAAUUUUUCUUUGUGUGAAUGACAAAUGGGUCCCACAUAGUUUUUUUAAUUCUAAUGCCUCGUUGCUGCCACGUUGAACAAAGACCAGGUCAACAUCGCCAUGUAAGUGUCACGUCAGCAAAAUAGUCUUCUAAAACCGCCGAGGGAGUAAAAUUGCAGCGAUUUCAAUAGUUUGGGGUCGAGAUAUCCGGUUUUGUAAUCCAGAGAAACGAAUCAAAUUCAAUAGUUUAGGGAGUCAAAGUAGACUUAUUCUUCCCCAAUCCAUCUCAGGAUCUCUACCGAUCCAUGGCGAUGUCCGCCGCCGCCGCCUCCGCCUCUGCCUCCUCCUUCCCCAACUGGGUGAUGCUGGAGCGAUUCGUCUUCCGCAGGGACGACGACACCAGGGCUACAGUACUGAGGGCAUCCGGUUCCGGAUCCCACGGGACCCCCUUCACCAUCGCCUUCCGCAUCGCCGACCCUCCGGCGAUCUCCCGCCUGUACGUGCGGUGGCCGCAGGGCCCGGACCCGGAGGAGAUGGUGGCGUGCCCCCUCGUCGCCACCCACCGCAACCUCGUCCUCGUCUGCUUCUGCUACAUCGUCGAGUCCCCCUCCGGCCCGGCUUGCCCGCAGGACUACUUCAUCUUCACCGCGUCCGGCUCCGGCGACGGCGACGUCGACCACCACCCAGUUCCCUCGCCGCUACUCAAGGCCCUCCCCCCAUGUACCUACCAUGAUGAGGGCGACGGCAACGACCUAUCCAUGCGGUAUCCGUUGGAGUUCCGGUCCGUCGGCAUCCUGUGCCGAGGCGAAGAGUUCGCCGUCGCCGAGCUGCAGGUCCUCAGAACCGCCAGUGGCAGAGUCAAAGCCAGGCUGUGCGUGCUCCGCUCGGCCAUAUCCUCCUCCAAAGACGAAGAUGAAGCAGAAGAUGGAGAUCAUGGAGGCGGCGGCCGGCGGCCGUGGGAUAUCAUGGAGCUGCCGAUCGUGUACGACGGCGACGAGGAGCGCUGCGACAUCUUCUACUGGACCACCGACGCCGUGAUCGCCUUCCAAGACCACCUCUGCUGGGUGGACUACGACCGAGGCAUGCUCCUCUGCGACGUGCUGCGGACAAGCCCUAGAGUCGCCUUCCUCCGGUUUCCUCUGGACAGCUCGAUCAUCCCUACCGGCAGACGAUCUCGCCGCAAUUUCUCCCAGGUGUACCGCGGCGUGUCCGUCACCACCGCCGCCACCGGCGGCGCCGCCCUCAAGUUCGCCGACGUCAGCCGGCACGACGGCAAGCUCCUGGGCUCCCUAGAACAAGGACGAGGAGGCUACACCAUCACCUGCCACACUCUGAGGUCGACGUUAGGGGCGGCCGCCAUUGAUGACGAGUGGAGCUGGAGCAAAGACUUCGCGAUCGCGUCCGACGAGAUUCUUCGGUCCUUCGAGGGCGCCCCCGAGCUCGAGCCUCGUGAGGUUCUCCUGUUCCCUACCGUGAGCAUGGACACGCCGAGCGUCAUGCACUUCCUCACCUGCGACUACGACCGCAUGAUCAGGAAGAUGUCGGUGGUGACCAUUGACAUAGCCAGCAAGAUAGUGUUGUCGGUUGUUCCAUAUGUUAACGGGGAGGAGGACCUUUCCGGUGAGGAUGCCGACAUGGUCAGGGCGAAGUCGGGCUAUCCCCAGUCCUUCCUCCCCUCAGAGUUUUCCAAGUACUUCAAUUCAAUCUAAGGGUGUGUUUAGUUCACGUCAAAAUUGAAAGUUUGAUUGAAAUUGGAAUGAUGUGACGGAAAAGUUGAAA
Molecule: messenger RNA, 2216 nt
Organism: Oryza sativa Japonica Group (Japanese rice)
Lineage: Eukaryota; Viridiplantae; Streptophyta; Magnoliopsida; Poales; Poaceae
Source: RefSeq, a predicted model, not a curated record